This is a messenger RNA of Dinoponera quadriceps, 3156 nucleotides long. RefSeq names its product histone acetyltransferase KAT2A-like. The coding region runs from base 383 to 2836 and encodes 817 amino acids. The record is from RefSeq and is a predicted model, not a curated record. Lineage: Eukaryota; Metazoa; Arthropoda; Insecta; Hymenoptera; Formicidae. The transcript is spliced from 5 exons. Gene Ontology annotation, molecular function: protein binding; histone H3 acetyltransferase activity. Gene Ontology annotation, cellular component: nucleus; histone acetyltransferase complex. Gene Ontology annotation, biological process: chromatin remodeling; positive regulation of transcription by RNA polymerase II.
CGGCAGGAGGUCGUCCGUCAAAAACAAAGGCACGCUACACAUACAUACAUAGUGUUCCUUACUGUUUGUUACUUAGGGUAGGCUCCAUUUAAUGCUCGCAAGCGUCGUUUCGCUUGGAUAUUAAACAACAGACAGAACGAUGCCCGUUGCGAGCUUUGUAAGUGGAACUUACUUAUAGUUCGAUGAAAACGAGUGGUUAGAGAAUCAGUGAAAGUUAGGUUAGCUAAGACCACGUGACCUUUGGAUAAACAGCGCAUGCACACCAUAAAAUAAUCGAGUCGCGGGGUCGCAUCCGACCCCAACCUUACCGUUGGAGGGUUAACUCUAUUCGCGUUGAAUUGGAAUUUAAUUUAUCCACCUUCUAGAGAGAAAAUUUGAAAAGAUGGCAUCCGAAGACGCGAAUCGUCAUACAAUAGUAGCCUCGUCGGAAGAAAGUGGGCAACCUGUUACCAGUACCUUGCAACAGGAUGGUAAUGGCAGAGAUCAAAAUGCAACUACCAGGCAGCAUAAUCCAGGAAAUCGACAAAAUAAUCUACAGAGGAUACAGCAACGCAAGCAACAAAUGUUCAAUUUGCCUCGGAUGAAAAAACUACUGAAGCUUGCAACUUAUAGCGCUUGUCAAGUGGAAGAGUGCAAGUGCACUAGCUGGAAAAAUGCUCAACCAUUCGCAAAACCGCAAAAGGGCGAGACACAGCAGCCUGUGAUUAACUUCUUUGAUCCGUGUAAGAUGUGUAGUCAUACUCUCGAAAGCCAUAUUACGCAUCUAACUUCUCAGCCCGAAGAAGAAAUCAACAGAUUGCUGGGAAUGGCUAUUGAUGCUGACAAUAUAUUUAUGAGUAUACACAGAGAAGAAGAUAUUGACACUAAGAAAGUAUAUUAUUAUUUAUACAAAUUAUUAAGGAAAUGUAUUAUGUCUAUGACAAAACCAGUUGUGGAAGGUCCGUUGGGACAACCGCCGUUUGAAAGACCUAGCAUAGCAAAAGCCGUGAUGAAUUUCGUCUUGCAUAAAUUUAGCCAUUUGUCACCGAGAGAAUGGCAAGGUAUGUGUGACAUGGCGAAAAUGUUUUUGCACUGCCUGAAUCACUGGAACUUCGAAGCGCCCAGUGCUAGACGAACGACAGUCAAUACGGAAGAAGCUCCGGCUUACAAAGUUAAUUAUACCCGUUGGCUUGUCUUCUGCCAUGUGCCUGCAUUUUGCGACUCCCUGACUCAUCACGAUACUCCGCUAGCCUUUGGAAAGACUCUGCUGCAAGCCGUAUUUAGGCCAGUAUGCAGACAAUUAAUGGACAAAUGCCACAGCGAAAGAGAUAAAAUAGCACCAGAGAAGAGACUUUUGGUUUUGACGCAUUUCCCGAAGUUCCUCUCAAUGUUGGACGAAGAGAUUUAUUCCGAUAACUCGCCCAUUUGGAAUCCUGAUUUUAAACAAGCACCACCUUCUCAUCUGCAAGCUGCCUUGGAAUCAAAGGGCCACCAAGCGAGGAAGGCGGGAGAAUUUGAGAAAGUUACAGUAAUACCGAAUGAAAAAGAUAACUUUACAACGAUAAAUAUCUGUCCUGGAAUGAAAAAACUUCAGGAGAAGCGUCUCAACGCGGAAGGACGACCCGACGCGAAGAAGCGGAAAAUCGAUGAUAAUUUUGAAGAUCUGCCGGACGAUACCAUCGCUGAGAUUGUGGCAUCUAUCAACGAUACCGAUUACAUGUCUGGUUCCGAUGCGGUAUUCCCGCCAAACGUUCCACGAGACGAAACCGCCAAAAUGGAAGAGAGUAAAAAGAUCAUAGAGUUUCACGUAGUUGGAAACAGCCUUACGCGACCGGUGUCUAAGCAGACUAUGCUCUGGCUGAUAGGGUUGCAGGAUGUGUUCAGUCAUCAAUUACCUAAAACACCCAAAGAGUAUAUAACGCAGCUCGUGUUUGAUCCCAAGCAUAAGACGCUAGCCUUGAUAAAGGAUGGUCGACCGAUCGGUGGUAUUUGUUUCUGUAUGUUUCCGAGCCAGGGUUUCACGGAGAUAGUGUUUUGCGCGGUGACGAGUCACGAGCAAGUAAAAGGCUAUGGGACACAUUUAAUGAAUAUGCUGAAGGAUUAUCAUAUCAAGAACAAUAUAUUGCAUUUUCUCACGUUUGCGGACGAUUUCGCUAUCGGAUACUUUAGAAAACAAGGAUUUAGCAACGACAUUAAGCUGCCGAAGUCGGUUUACAACGGAUAUAUCAAGUACUAUGUGAGCGCGAUGUUGAUGCAUUGCGAGCUGAACGCGAGGAUCGUGUACACCGAAUUCACGGCGGUCAUCAGGAAGCAAAAGGAAAUCGUGAAGAAGCUGAUUCACCAGAAGCAGCAGGAAAUACCGAAGGUGCAUCCUGGAUUGACGUGUUUCAAGGAGGGCGUGAGAGGUAUUCCCAUCGAAUCUAUCCCAGGGAUUCAUGAGACCGGAUGGAAGAGUUCCUCUCAAACUAGAACACGAGGUGUGACGAAAGGGAUGCAGGGUUCAGAAACAUUGGACCCGAGCCUGGAGACGGCGGAUUCUCUCUAUAACUCCUUGCACGGUGUUCUCAACGGUGUCAAGAAGCACAGCGCGGCUUGGCCCUUUCUGAAACCUGUGGACAAGAACGAUGUUCCAGAUUACUAUGAUCAUAUAAAGUAUCCUAUGGAUCUCAAGACCAUGUACGAUCGCCUGAACACGAAAUACUAUGUAACCAAGAAACUAUUUAUAGCGGACAUGAUGCGGAUCUUUACAAACUGUAGAUUGUACAAUAGUCCUGGCACUGAGUAUUACCGCUGUGCCAAUGCCUUGGAGAAAUGCUUUCAAAAGCGGAUGAAGGAGGCCGGUCUCUGGGAUAAGUAGAACUUUCUUAAUGAUAAUCGACACUUCCUAAUUUAUUCUCACUACUCCAACUAUUUUAUAAAGAACAUAUUCGUACAUACCGACAUAAUACUGCUUUUUGUGCAGUAUUUGUACAAAGAUGAGACGAUGAUUGGCUGCGCGGAAGUGCACGUCGGAAUCAUUAAAAUCGAGCGAAAGAAUAAUUUUCCCUUUUAGACAGACUGUUAAGUCCCUCUUGGUCGAAAGUUUUUUUUUUUUUUUUUUAUACACUAAUUUUUCAAGAUUGCUGUAGUUGACAAUUGUGCGAUCAUGUUUUUUUUUUCUUCCCCCUCCCCCCCCCC